Messenger RNA from Solenopsis invicta (red fire ant), 6790 nucleotides. RefSeq names its product probable serine/threonine-protein kinase DDB_G0282963. NCBI's taxonomy places the organism in Eukaryota, Metazoa, Arthropoda, Insecta, Hymenoptera, Formicidae. Gene Ontology annotation, biological process: protein phosphorylation. Bases 469 to 5883 code for a protein of 1804 amino acids. The transcript has 7 exons. Gene Ontology annotation, molecular function: protein serine/threonine kinase activity; ATP binding. The record is from RefSeq and is a predicted model, not a curated record.
AUAAUCUUGUUAGUAUGAAUGAGUAAUAUUAUAUGCAUGAUGCAUCAAGGAAGAUGCGGAUAAUCUUAUUCCGCAUUCCUGUCGCCGUUGCAACUACCAGCCAUAAUAGCCGGCUGUAUAGGAGCGGGUUAUUAGAAGCCGGAUAGUAUAGUUAGCGCUUGGAAGCUUCAUAUACUAGAAUUCUAUUAUUAUCCUGGGUCGCCGGCUUAAACUCAGUUGGUCUUGGCUCUCUGAACCGUGAGAACAGUUUCGCUUUUCGCACACCUGAGAGCUACCGAGCUGAUGCUACGUUUAUCGUGAUUGAUCCACCGCUCCGCUAAGAGCACAACGCAGUUGCUCAGUCGUUCUUGCGACCAGCAUGCCGAUUGUUUCUUUCGCGAACUCGGUCAUUCUUUAUCGUUGCUUUCCGUAUUAUAUCAUCGUGACUAAUAUUGUUUAGUGUAAACAGAGAAUAAGGUGUAAAAGAAAAUGCCAUACUAUAACGACGUUCCCUACUAUUAUGGGGGAGCUUACUCUAAUCACAGCUCGCUAAUGACGGGCACACCACGACCCUUUCAUACUCCGCUGUCGCGUUUCUCGCCUCAUCUGUCGACGAUCUCGGAAUCUCCGCUCUGCCAUUUGCAUCGGUUUUCGCCAAUUACUGUGAGAUCAACGAGACGAGUAAUCGAUACGGCAGAUAUUGAUGUUUCGUCGCCGAGAAUACUCUCGCACAAUGGAAAUCCUCCUCGAAAUCGGUUGCGUCGCGAUCGGCCGACUAUUAAAAUCAGAUCGCAGGCUUUAAAAGAUAAUCCGGCAUUACGCGAGCAUCAUGAAAAGCAUGAGAAAUCAGUGGGCGAACUAUUAAUGGAAAAGUUCUUUAUCAAGGACAAGAAAUCGGAUGGUGACGGGAGUCAACAAGGAAUACGUUUAUAUCAUCAAAUUAAUUUAGAUCGUUUAGAAGAUUCUCAGGAGCGAGAAGCUAUGCAGAAGCGAGUCACUCGCAGAUUCACUCGACGAAGAUCCUCCGCCGAUUUGCAGCUCGAUCCCGAGCAGAUACAACGAGAGGCUGCGUACGCGCAGGUGGAGGCAAAGGUUCUGGAUAGUCUCGUGGCUGAGGAGCAAGCUCAGAUUGAGAACGAGGCACGGCGAGGUACUCUUGUGUUUCGAAAAGGAUCGACGGCGAGAGGGCCAAUCAUCCCAGAGCACCCUUAUUAUACGAGUAAUGUUGAUUCUGAUACGAUGACACAGGAGGAGGAAGAAGCAGCCGCGACGAGGAUAAGGAAAGCCAUGAAGAAAGCUAAAAAGAAAAAAAGACAGUCCGUUGACAAACUGUCAUCGACUGACAAUAUCGAUAAUAAGCGAUCGAGCACUUCCAGUGAGGUUUCCACUGAUUCGCAGAUUCUUGAGAGUGGUGAAUCAAAAUCUCAAAUGUAUAAGAUAGAGGCAUGUAACAGUGUUGGAGAUUUCUCUACGAUCUGGGUAAAUACAAACGCUGAGAAUGAGAGGCGCAAACAAUCGACAGUUGAACAGCUCAAAGAGGAGGCGAAGGUCUCCAUUCCCAAGAGACUUGAAAAUGGCAUGGAUGUUUCCUUGAACAAUACGGAUGAGAUGGAAACGCAGAUUGUAUUAGCAGUGCGAAAACCUUACAUAAAGGAUCAAUCAAGAAAUAGUGUGUAUUUGACGGUGAAAAAGCCUACAGAAAACUUUAAUAAAAAGCUCGCGGAAAUUAAAAAACUCGAGGUUGAUGAAGAUCAAUCGAGCCUGACGAACAGCUUUGAUGACACCAAAAAUAUUUUUAAAAACAACGCAUUAAAAAGUUCAACAAAUAUAGAUUCAACGGAAUCGAGUUGUAAGCUUCAAAUGACAGAUAAAAACUUUAAAACGUCAAAGAAAACAGAGUAUAAAUCUAAAAAUACAAAAUCUUCAACGAAAAAAGAUAUUUAUUCUAUGUCGAACGAUGAUUCGUUGAAUAAACAAAACAGCAUUGUUAACGAGGCAAUAAAGAGUGAUACACUAGAACUCAAUACUAAAGAUCUAUCAUUGUCGAAGAAAGCCGAGACAACUUCAAGUUCCGUACAAUCAAAUGUUUCAAGUUUUGUGUCGACAUACGUACCGGAAAACAAUUCACAAAUGGAUCAUUUUCAAGGAACAUGUAAAGAAACUUUUAUUGCAGAUGUAAAGAAUGACGAGAGUCAAAAGAACAAUCAUAAUGCAAUCGACGCUACUGAGAAGAUAUUUAACCACUUAGAAGCCGAUUCGGUUGUCAAAACACCAGAAGCUCAUGUCAUAAAAAAUUCUGUCAUUUCCGUUGAAAAUAAGUUUCUAGCAGAGAAAGACAGGCCAAAGAUCUCGCACGAUGAAAACGCGAUAAAGGGAAGUGUUGUCGAGACCGAAGCCAGCGGCAAUGUUGGUGAAAACAGUGCCAACGAUGCAACGCUCACGACAAAUAGCGCGACCUGUCGUUUGCCAAAACUGUCUAAAAUUAAUACGGAUAGAAAUAAUGCCGUAGAAGUGCCAAAGCUUUCGUUACGAGAGACCACAGAGUAUCUGGCGGACUCACCGAAAAGCGAUCGAGACGUCGUCAGAGCUACUGCUGUCGCAUUACCGGAAAAGAAGGUGAAUAAAACGUCAAACUUGGCGCAAGUUUCCGUCGAUGCUUCAAAGAGAACCAAUGGCGUAGACACGGAUAAAUCGACUUUCAAAAUCAACAUGACUCGUUACAAUGAUACCAUCAAAUCGGAGGUUAAAGAAACGACCUUGUCCAAGGAAACAAACGACGAAGUGUGUAGUAAUGAGUAUUUUGAGAAGACAAAAUUGACGACGAAUAUUAAGCCGGCAGAGGAUGUGGAUCUGGUGAAAAUGUUAAGGAAGAAUGCCCAAAAAAUUGACAGAAAUGCGUUAGCCUUGGAAACGACUGAUUCAUCUAAAACCGAUACGAAAGUAAUCGUCACCGAAGCAACAGCUGAUGCAUCAAAAGAAGUUGAAAUAUUAAAGACUAAUACGAUCAAAAAAAUUAAUCAUAUGGAUGUAGGAAAGGAUUCCUCGAGAGAUUUAUCUAGUGUCAAAGUCAAGGUACCGAAAUUUAAUACCAAAGCGUUGACGCUGUUAAAAAACGACGUGAAUGAAAACGGCGUUGCGAAUUCGUCAAAAAUUGGAAAAGAUUCAGGUAUAUUUAAAAUUACAAAAACUAGAGAUGACAAAUCCCUUUUUCGAAACGAUACUGAUAGCGAGACAAGAGUUUUGAAGAAAAGUAUCUCUGUUGAUUCUUCGAAAUUAAUAAAUGAUUGUUCAACAAAUAAUAUUUCCAAAGUUUUCCAACAGUCCAUGUCUAUUGAUGGAAAUACUACAGACAAGAGUACAUCUAUUAAGAAGAUGUCAGAGCCAAAAAAUUCUUCAAGUAAAGUAACAGAAAAGAAACCAACGAAAAUCGACUUUUUACCUCAACCUUUUAUCUCAAUUUUGAGUUGUGAUCCUCAAGAUGAAAGUGCAGUGUUAGUGAGAAGCGCCUCUACCGAAUCCAUUGAUUUUUGGAGUGAGAUCAAAGCGCCGGGUAGUCCCGAAACGACGAGGUCGAAACAACAAAUUGAAUUUCCUCUUCGCGAAGCAAUAGUCACUUCUAAGGUUGAGGAAAAACCCAAUUCGAUGAAUUUAAAAUGGAAAGAUGUAAAGAAAAUUGAGAUUGACGUUAAAGCGAGCACCGCAGCGUUCGAAGAUUCGACAAUUGGAUUCAACAAUACAGUCCUCGAAGAAGAAAAAGAAAAGGAGAGAACUGUUUCGGAAUCUUUAAAAGAGGAAGCAACGGAAAUAGAAAAAAAUGUGCAAAAGUUACCGCUGAAAAAGAAGAAGAAUCUUUCGAUAGCGAUCGAUACUAAGGACACGAACUCGAUCGUGAAGAAAGUUUCAUUGAAGCGCAACGAUUCUGAUACAUCAAUUUCCAUAACUACUCCAGUUGAGGCUGCCAUACCGGUAAUAAAUAUAGUUGAAGCACCCAAUUUAUCCGAAGAGUCCGAUAAUCGAAAAGUCGAUGAGGAGUUCGAGGAUCCCUGCACUCCGACGAACGAACUUUCACCCGAUCCUUCUUUGAUCAGAAAGAUUUCGAGAUGGAGUAAUCAAAACGAUCUGACAAACACUGAUGAUGUGCACACUCCGAUCGCAUCGGAGGAUACCAGCCUGACCGCCAGUCCUAGUAUCAGUCCUCCGCAAUCUUCUAAGACGAAGCGUGUGAUUAAGAAAAAGAAAUUGGCCAAAAGAACACCGUCGGAAAAAAGCGAGAGAGGGUUGAAGGAAACUCGUAGCAAUGAAUCGACAGCAACGAAUCAACAAAACACCGCUAAAUGCAUGCCCGGAAAACAGCUUUUGGCAAAAAUUUCACCAAAAACGUCUCCUAAGUCCAGUCCUAGGAACACACCCUUACAACGGCCGCUCGAUCUUAUAAAGAUGUUUUACACGACACCGUCCGCAUUGCUCACAGCCACGCCGCGAGAUCUUUCCAAAGUCAGACGAGCGAAGAUCAAGAGAAGACGGCAUCAUUCACGUACACCGUCCAUCAGUAGCGACAGUACCGGAAGUACGACGAGUACCGCCACGAUAGGGAGCACAGACGAAAAUAGAUCGACUCGUGUCGAACUGGACGAUGAUUCCGAACACAAAAGAACAAAUUCGACGAGGAGUAAUGAUUCCGGAUUUGAUGGUUCGCCGAGAAUCUCGAAUUGUGAUAUGGCUUGCCACAAGAAGUGCGAGAAACUCACAGGAAACCUAUGUGGAUUGAAUCAAAAGCUAGUCGCUGAAGCAUUGCAAUCUUUAAAAAGAACUCCUUCACAAUCGUCGUCGGACACUCAACGGAAUUCCGAUUCUUCAGAUCAUUUUUCGAGUGGUCGGAUAACACCUCCGGCGACAAAUUUGCCCAGAUUCAAGAAAUAUACCGUAACGGAUUUUAAUUUUCUUAAAGUUUUGGGUAAAGGCAGUUUCGGCAAAGUGUUGCUGGCAGAAUUACGCGGCACAGAAUGCGUAUACGCGGUGAAGUGUUUGAAGAAAGACGUUGUUCUUGAAGACGACGAUGUCGAAUGCACAUUAAUCGAGAGGAAGGUUCUUACGCUAGCGACAAGGCAUCCGUAUCUUUGUCACCUGUUUUGCACCUUUCAGACUGACUCACAUCUCUUCUUCGUUAUGGAAUACCUCAAUGGGGGUGAUCUAAUGUUCCACAUACAGAAAUCCGGUCGAUUCCCCGAAACGCGCGCGCGUUUUUAUGCUGCAGAAAUCUGGUCCGGAUUGAACUUUCUACACAAGAAAGGUAUUGUUUACCGGGACCUCAAGCUCGACAAUGUGCUACUUGACUUCGAAGGUCACAUUAGAAUUGCAGACUUCGGCAUGUGUAAACUUCAAAUUUUUUUGGACAGAACAGCCGAUACGUUUUGCGGUACGCCAGAUUACAUGGCACCAGAGAUAAUAAAAGGACUGAAAUAUAAUCAAGCGGUAGACUGGUGGUCGUAUGGGGUUCUGCUGUACGAGAUGUUAACUGGUCAAUCGCCGUUCUCUGGAUGCGACGAAGACGAGCUGUUCUGGAGCAUUUGUAACGAACGACCGUUUAUACCACGGUAUCUGAGUCAAGAGGCUACCGAUAUACUCAUCUCCGUAUUGGAGAAAGACUCUGGGAAAAGGUUACCCGCUCACGAAAUCGCUGUGCACGCUUUUUUUCAGCAUUUGCCCUGGGAUCGAUUGGAAAGGAGACAAUUGGAACCUCCAUUCAAGCCUGCGCUAGAUCACACUCUGGAUACGAAGUACUUUGAUACGGCAUUCACAACUGAACGUCCGAGGCUCACGCCAGUACCCGAGCAAAUCUUGACCUCGAUGGAUCAGGGUGUUUUCCGUGGAUUCUCCUACACAAAUCCGAACGCGACAGAUUGAUUAUGACAGCUAAAUAGAAUAUGUAUUAACGGAACGAUAUCUGUCAUCUCUAUUUUUUCAUGGCAUGCGAUAACAGGACAAUAGGAUACAUUAAAAUUCUUAUUGGCUUGCAUAAAAAUAAAUUUCUAUUUUUAGAGAAUAGCGUGGAAUAUUGUACAACGUUAACAUAAUAUGCAUAAAUCGUUAAAAAAAUAUAUUCAUGUGAAUGAUGUAAACUGCGAAGAAGAAAUCAAGACACGUAAUGUCUUUUUUCUCACAAUAUAAAAUAUAAAUUUUAAAUGAAUAAUAUGUAUCUUAGGCACUAUCGAUAUAGUAAUAUAUAUUUAUAUAGCAAUGUAUAUGAAUAUAUCAAUAUACAUAAGUAGAUAGAUAAAAGUUAAAAGACAAAGCGAUUACUCAUAAAUUAUACUUUUUUUAUACAUAUACAAUACGAUUUAUUCUAUCAAAUUAAAAAAAAAUAAAUAUUUGUUAUUCUAUAAAAUAUAUUUUUUAUGAUAUGGGUUAUAUGUAUAUACAGGUAUGCAUUCAUAAAAUGCAUUAAACAAUUCAUGAGUAAUUGCUUUACUUUUCAACUUUUUAAAAUAUGUAAAUACGAUUGGAAAAUUAAGUAAUGACACGCAAAUUGCAUAUGAUUCGCGUUUAACGUAAAGUUUCUAUUAUUAAUGUUCCUUGAAUUAUAAUUAUCCGUGCGCACAGACUAUAACCGAUAAGUGGGAAAGUACAUUGAUUUUUAUAUUGUAGAGAAAUAGAAUAAUAGAUUGAUGAAUAAUCAAAAUAUGCAAUUGACAAUGUUUAUUUAAUUUAGUUAAUUACUUUCAUAGUUGCGGCAGAAUUAUGUAUGUUCUAGUUUUUUCAAAAAUGAAUGAUUUGUAAUUAUUACAAAAAUAUUAUUAAAUGUUAAACUUAG